Moesziomyces antarcticus is the source of this 798-nucleotide messenger RNA. RefSeq lists its product as uncharacterized. The record is from RefSeq and is a predicted model, not a curated record. Lineage: Eukaryota; Fungi; Basidiomycota; Ustilaginomycetes; Ustilaginales; Ustilaginaceae. Gene Ontology annotation, molecular function: ribonuclease T2 activity; RNA binding. The transcript has a single exon. Gene Ontology annotation, cellular component: extracellular region. The coding region runs from base 1 to 798 and encodes 265 amino acids. Gene Ontology annotation, biological process: RNA catabolic process.
AUGCAUGUUCAAACACUCGCGCUGUUGGCCGCGGCUGCUUUGGCCCGAGCUGCCUCGAUGCAGGCGCCCUUUUCGCUCCACUCUGCACUCGACACGUGUCUUUCGUGCGCCACGCUUCCCACCUGUCCCACCGACCCCUGCACGACCAACACUCCCGGUGGCCUUCUGCUGCUCACGCAGUUCUGGGACUUUCACCCCGCCAUCGGGCCUUCGGAUUCGUGGACGAUCCACGGUCUUUGGGCGGACAAGUGCCUUGGGGGGUAUGAUGCCGACUGCGAUCCGUCGCGCAACAAUGACAAUAUCGCCGCAGCCCUUCGAUCGUCCUCCGACCCUCGAGCUGCAAAGGCGCUCGAGACGAUGAACCAGUACUGGCUGGCGCUGAAUGGAAACGACGCUCAGCUUUGGUCGCACGAGUGGAACAAACACGGCACCUGCGUCUCUACGCUCAACCCGGAAUGCUACCCCGAAUCAGCCUUUGGCGAGCAUCAAGACAUCGUCGACUUUUUCUCAACCACCACCGACUUGUUUGACAAGUACAAUGUCUUCAAGGCUCUUGAGGAGGCGGGGAUCAAGCCGAGUACGAGUGCGAGGUACUCGUUGCAGCAGCUUAAAGAUGCAGUGCGCCAAAAGUGGGGCAAAGAAGCCUCGUUCCGAUGCCGAAACGGCGCCCUCAACGAAGCCUGGAUCUACUUUCACACUGCAGGCAGAUCCACCAGUGCAGACUCCUUCGUUCAGGUCGAUCCACUCACCGGCGACAACCGUUGCCCCACCCAGAACAUCCGUUACCUCCCCAAAUAG